AUGGGUAAGACAGUGAGACAGCUCAUAAUUGAGCAAGCUGAAUUGAUCAACAAUGUCGAAGUUUCAUUAAAUCGACUUGACAAGACAGAAGGUGCCAAGACAAACAAGCACAUUAUCAGAGGAUACUUAGAAAACAUGAGAAAUUAUUUUGCAUUGGCUCAAAAUAACCAUCAAGCAUUGUUGUUGGCAAAAGAAGAUGGUACUGCCGAAGACCAGGCGUACAUCGAGACUAAAAAGUACUUCACUAGUGAGUGUUUUUAUCGUAAUCUUGAGCCUGCAUUUUUACGUAAUCAAGCCGAAAUGACAGCUCGAAUUGAAGCGAUUGAGAAGCUCACUGACAAGCCAAUUAUCAUGCCAACAUCAGAAAGUAGAAGUUACCUGCAAUUUCCAAAAGUACAAAUCACACCAUUCAAUGGCAACAUUGAAGAGUGGUCACAUUUUAAAGACUUGUUCGAGACACUUGUACUGAGUAAACCUGGCAUACCAGAUGUCGAGAAAUUUACCAUCCUCAACAACAGUCUUGUUGGGACAGCAGCGACACACAUCAGUUACCUCAAGGUAACAGAAGCCAAUUUUGCUGAGGCUUGGAAGGCGCUCGUAUCCUUUUAUGAAAAUAAACGACUAUUUAUUGAUGCACAUAUCUCAACCUUACUAUCCAUAAAAAGAGUACCAUCUGGUACAUCUGAUGAAUUACAAAAAUUACUGUCGACCUGCUCUCAAGUAUUGGCUGCUUUAAAGGCUUUAAAGAGACCUACUGAUACUUGGGAUGACUUGUUAAUUGGAAUUGUCAAGUCUAAAUUGGACAGUGGAUCCAUUGGUAAAUGGGAAGAGUCUGUCGCUGGGACUUGUGAUCCACCAACUUGGGAUGACCUCAAGACAUUCUUGACAACAAGAAUACGAUAUGCCAAAAGUAUCGAAUUGUCAAAGUCAUCAUAUGAUAGUGAACUAGAUUUACCAUCAACGUCAAGACAUCAACAAGGCAAAGAUCGCCUAUCAAAAGGCACCAUUGCCAAAAGUGCUGCACAUUCUCAUCAUGCUGCUGGUACGUCAAAUUGUCAUUAUUGUAAUGAGCCUGGCCACUUCAUUGCAUUUUGUCCAUCAUUUGAGAAAAAGACUUUCUCACAACGUCAAGAAUAUGUCAGAAAGAAAUUUCUAUGUCAAAAUUGCCUUGGCAAACAUAAAUCAGCUGAUUGUAAAUCCGACAAAAGAUGUAAAAUGUGCGAUAGAGCUCAUCACACACUUUUACAUACACCAAAGUCAAGUCAAUUAAAUGCAUCGAGUAGUACUAAAGGCGGUUCAGACAAUCCAUCAGGUACCACAAGUCAAGGCAGUACUCAAGGUGCAGGUGCAUUGUCAGCACAUAUGACACGUCAAAUAGAAAGUGUACAUGAUACAGUGUUAUUGGCUACACUAGACAUUUUCAUCAUAAGUCAAUUUGGUGAAAGACAAGGCAUAAGAGCAUUGCUAGACCAAGGCUCUGAAAUAUCAAUAUGCACUGAAAGAAUCAUCCAAUGCAUGCAUAUUUCAAGAUCACGAUCUGAAUUGCCCAUUCUUGGAGUUGGAUCGACUAUCCAAGUUUCCAAAGGGUCAGCUAGACUAAGCAUUCAAUCAAGUGACAAGACUGUCACGAUGGAGGUUGAUGUAUCAAUUUUACCUAAAAUCACAAGUUACACACCUGUGAUUGGUGAACAUCAAGAUUGGCCUGAGAUUAAAAAGUUGAAACUGGCAGACCCAGGAUUCAAUGAAGCUGGUACAAUUGAAUUAUUGCUUGGUGCAAAUAUUUAUGGUAAAAUAUUAAAGUCAGGUGUUAUUCAAGGUCCAGUAGGUGUUCCAACAGCUCAAAACACUGUCUUUGGUUGGAUCUUAUCUGGUGUUGUUACGACAAGACUACAACAAUCACCAAAAAAUACAUUGUCAAUACGUCAGUCAAAUAGUCUUCAUUGUCGUCAUGACACUGAAUUAAAUAAAAUUCUACAAAAAUUUUGGCAACAAGAAAAUGAAUUUUUUAGUCUAAACCAAUGCCAUGAGUCUGAAGAUUCAUCAUGUCAAGAUCAUUUUGACAAGACACACACUCGUGAUGCCACUGGCAGAUACAUAGUUCGUUUACCAUUCUUGGAUAAGUUCAAACCAAUUGGUAAUACAUAUACUCCUGCAUUAAAAAUGUUGGAGAGACAAGAAAAUAAAAUGAGUCAAGACAAAAGUUAUCAGACAUCUUAUCAAGAGUUCUUAUUGACAUAUGAACAAAUGGGACACAUGCAACUACGACCAUUCACUGAAGACGUGAGGUAUAGUUGUUUUCUACCACAUCAUGGAGUAGUCAAAGAAUCAAGCACGUCAACAAAACUUCGUGUUGUAUUCAAUGCCUCAUUCAAGCCGUCUGGGGGUACAUCAUUAAAUGAUCUCUUACACGAGGGACCCAAAUUGUUAAACAACUUGGUCGAUGUGAUAAUGAGAUGGAGACAAUAUCAGUUUGUAUUUGCUGCAGAUGUACAAAUGAUGUUUCGUCAGAUAAAAUUACACGAAGAUGACUGGAAAUAUCAACAAAUAUUGUGGAGAAAGUCAAAGACUGACGAGGUCAAAACAUAUUUGUUGACAACAGUAACUUAUGGUACAAGACCUGCGCCAUUCUUGGCUCUUGCAACCAUGAAACAAUUGGAGAAAGACGAGGGUAGUAAUUUCCCUGAGGCAGCCAAUGUUAUUAGUGAAGGUUCAUACAUGGAUGAUGUGUUCUCAGGAGCACAUUCACGAGUACAAUGUAUGACAAAAAUUGAGCAAACUAUGUCAUUGUUCAAGGCGGGAGGGUUUACGUUGAAGAAAUGGUUGACAAAUGACAUAUAUACAGCUGAAGUCAUACCAAAAGAAGAUCGACAAGACGUCGCAUCAUCAUUGUCAUUUGAAGGUGAUGAAAUUUAUCGUGCAUUGGGAUUGUCAUGGAACAAAGAUAAAGAUUCAUUUACCUAUGGUUGGACUCAGAAAAAUACAUUAGACAAAAUGACAAAACGAACAGCAGCAUCAUUAGUCGCACAGCUGUUUGAUCCACUUGGAUGGGUAACACCAAUCACUGUCAGUGGAAAAAUUUUAAUGCAAAAUUUAUGGGCAUCUAAAAUUGGCUGGGAUGACGAACUUGAUCCUGCACAAUUAAAGCUAUGGCAAGACUAUCAAGACCAAUUAGGUCACCUGUCAAAAAUUGAAAUACCACGUUGGCUUGGUACAUCAAUAAACAACAAAAGUAGUUUUGAAAUUCACGGUUUUGCUGACGCGUCAAACGUAGCACUGGGUGCAGUGGUUUACAUCAAGGUCAUUGAUGAACAAAACAAUGUAAGAACUAACAUUGUCACAGCAAAAUCAAAAGCAGUACCACUUAGCCAUAAUGACAAAAAGAAGACUAAAUUAACCACACCGAGGUUAGAAUUAUCUGCAGCUGUUUGCCUAGUUCGUCUAGUCGAACAUGUCCAAGCAGCACUCAAAAUGGAAAGAAUUUGUCAAGAAUCGAGUCAAGGUUAUUCAAGACGUGGUGAAAGAAAAUUUCCCACAAGCUCACCUGGUCAUUUUUUAAUUGGUAGACCAUUAAAUACUUUACCAGAACCAAGUUUACUUGACUUAAAAACUGGUCGACUUGAUAAAUGGCAGCUUGUACAACAAUUGACACAGAGUUUAUGGAAACGAUGGUCAACAGAAUAUUUACAUCAAUUUUAUGUACGAGCUAAAUGGUCUGAAGCUACUACACCUGUCAAGAUUGGAGAUAUUGUUUUGUUGACUGAUGAACGUCAACCAUGUACCAAGUGGCCAUUGGCCAAGAUCAUUGACACUCAUCCUGGAGAUAAUGGGUUACCAAGGGUGGUUACACUUAAAACUGCUACAUCUACAUUCAAACGCCCAGUUGUCAAACUGUGUGUUCUUCCAGUCGAGGCUCGAGGUGAAUAA
Molecule: messenger RNA, 3924 nt
Organism: Aphidius gifuensis
Lineage: Eukaryota; Metazoa; Arthropoda; Insecta; Hymenoptera; Braconidae
Exons: 2
Coding region: 1-3924 (1307 amino acids)
Molecular function (GO): zinc ion binding; nucleic acid binding
Source: RefSeq, a predicted model, not a curated record